UAUAGUUAAAUAUUGGAGGCGUGGCACAAUUUUAAUGUUCGCUACUCAACACCCGUCGACAAUUACAGAACAAGCAAGAAAAAGGUCUCCAAGUUGGCUAAGACAAUGGCUUAAAUGCUGGUCACGAUCAUUUUGCAUAUAAGCACACACACACACACACACAGAGAGAUUGUUGGCAAUUAAAGUUGUUCUUUUUUUUUUGUUUUUUGUGUGGGUCUAACUAUCGAAAUAUCUAUAUCUGAAAUAACUUUUGAACUUUGAGGAAGUAAAGAGCAUUCUUUAGAAUGCUUCUGUGGCGUUUAAUAGCCAUUUCGAUGCUUUUGGCUGCAUGGGGUCCAGUUAAAAGCGAAUCGGCUCAAAUUCUUGGCCUUUUCCAACAUCCCGGCAAGAGUCACUUUGCCUUCUUUCGUCCCAUAUUCGAGGAGUUGGCCAAACGCGGCCAUAAUGUCAGCAUGUAUAGCUACUUUCCGCUGAAAAAACCCUUGGCCAACUACACAGACUUUGUGUUUGAGGGCAUGGGUUUGCUUACCGAUGUGAUUGACCUAAAGGGUUUUGACUCGGAAUGGAAACCUCUUGGUUUGCCUUUCAAGAUACCCACCUACUUUAGGCUCCACGAUUGGGGCAUUAAUGCAUGCCGUGUGGCCAUGAACUCGCCGCUGAUUGACCAACUUUUGAAAUCGCCCCAACGCUACGAUCUGAUCAUCUUGGAGAACUUCGCCAACGAUUGCAUGUACGCGGUGGCUCAUCUUCUUGGAGCUCCUGUAAUUGCCCUGAGCAGUUGUGCCAUUAUGCCGUGGCAUUAUCGACGCAUGGGCACGCCGUUUAUUAACUCCGUGAUGCCAAUGAACUUUCUGCCCCACACGGAUGAGAUGACGUUUAUCGAUCGCUUGAAUAACUUCAUACACUUCCAUACAGUCAAUUUCCUAUACAAUUUUGUAACCCAACCGGCCACAGAUAAGUUGAUACGUGAACGAUUCGGUGUCGGUUUACCACCAAUUGACGACAUUGUAAAGAACACCAGCCUCAUGCUGAUCAACCAACAUCACACACUCACUGGCUCAUAUCCCUAUGCUCCAUCUGUGGUGGAAGUGGGUGGCCUACAAAUCGCCCAGGCGGAAGAGCUACCUGCGCAUUUUAAAAGCCUUUUCAAACGAUCGCAUACUGGCAUUGUGGUGAUAAGCUGGGGUUCCAUGAUAAAUCCAACCACUUUACCAGCAGCCAAGAGACGAGCCCUCUUCGACAGUAUUUCCAGCUUGGACGAGUAUAGCUUCGUGAUGAGGUGGGCCAACGGAGCGCCACCUGAGGACAAGCCGCAGAAUCUUCAUACUUUCGACUGGCUGCCACAACGGGAUUUGUUGUGCCACCCGCAGGUUAAGGCCUUCAUCUCGCAUGGUGGCCUAAUGGGCACCACCGAGGCGGUGCAUUGUGGAGUGCCCAUAUUGGCGACACCUUUCUAUGGCGAUCAGUUUCUGAAUGCAGCCACCAUAGCCAAGCGAGGCUUUGGGGUGAUUGUAGACUAUCGAGAAUUCGAUACGGAUCACAUUACAAAGGCACUGCAUGUCAUUCUAGACAAGAACUUUGCCGACAAUGUGAAACGUCUUUCGCAGUCUUUUCGUCAGCGUCCUCAGGCUCCAAUGGACUUGGCCAUUUGGUGGAUUGAAGAGGUGAUUGCAAGUAAAGGAUCGCCCCAAUUGCUCUCUCAGGCCAGAUAUAACAAUUGGUUUGUCCAGAACUCAAUCGAUGUCUACUUGUGUUUGCUUGGCAUAGUCUGGCUAUUGGGUCGCUGUAUACGUCUUGUCUCUAGGCUUAUCAGACGGGUCUUGGCCCUAGGGAGACGGAAACCCGAUGUGGAGAAUAAAAUGAAACAGCAUCUCCCACUAACAUUUUACAGCGCUUACUUUGUCAGUCGUUCAUCUAACGUCAAACAAGUGACGAUGUUGGUGCUUCAGUUUGGGCUAGUCCUCCUCUUGGGAAUGGCCAUUCCAGCGGAGAUCGACGCUGGAUCUCCGCUUAAAGUGCUGGGUCUUUUUCCUCAUCCCGGCGUUAGUCAUUUUCAAUUCUUCUAUCCCAUCAUGCGGGGAUUGGCGGAGGCUGGUCAUGAGGUUGAUGUUGUCUCACAUUUUCCGGAAAAGAAACCAAUUGAACACUACAAAGACUUCCCCUUGUCGGGCGCUGAGAAGUUAACAAACAGUGUCGAUGUAAAGUCCUUUGAGAAACGUCACACCUUCUACAAUCAAUUUUUGGAUUUCUUUCUCUUGCACGAUUGGGGCACGGAGACUUGCAAUUUCACCAUAAAUUCGAAAGCCUUGCAGCAGAUUCUGAAUACCCGGAAAAAGGGCUACUACGAUGUGAUAAUCAUAGAACAGUUCAGUACGGAUUGCAUGAUGGGUGUGGCCCACCAAUUGGAGGCACCCGUCAUAGCUCUGAGCAGCUGUGCGGCCCUUCCAUGGCACUACGAGCGGAUGGGAGCUCCGAUUAUACCCUCCUAUAUACCUGCCAUGUUAAUGGGUCAAUCGCAGGAUAUGGAUUUGGGUGGUCGUUUGGCCAAUUGGAUUAGUUUUCAUGUCCUAAAUUGGAUGUACAAAUUAAUCUCCAUACCCGCCGCUGAUUCCAUGGUGGCACAAAAGUUUGGAAGCGUGGUGCCUUCGGUGGGUGAGUUGGUUAAGAAUACGUCGAUGUUCUUUGUGAACCAACACUAUUCGCUGAGUGGACCGAAACCUCUGCCCCCAAAUGUCAUUGAACUGGGCGGAAUACACAUUCAGAAAGCGAAACCCUUGCCCGCUGAUCUCCAACGAUUGUUGGACAGUGCCGAGCAUGGGGUAAUUCUCAUUAGUUGGGGUUCCAUGAUAAGGGCCAACUCCCUGUCCGAGGACAAGCGAGAUGGCAUUGUGAGGGCUGCAGCUAGGCUGAAGCAGUUGGUUAUCUGGAAGUGGGAGAACGAAACGUUGCCCAAUCAACCGCAUAAUAUGCACAUCAUGAAGUGGUUGCCCCAGCGCGACUUGCUCUGCCAUCCAAAUAUCAGGGUAUUCAUGUCGCACGGAGGACUGAUGGGAAUCUCGGAGGCGGCUUAUUGUGGUGUUCCAGUGGUGGCCACGCCCAUGUAUGGCGAUCAGUUCCUCAAUGCAGCUGCCUUGGUGCAACGUGGGAUGGGCACCAGACUUUACUACAAGGAUAUAAGCGAGAACACUGUGACACAGGCGCUGAAAAAGACUCUGAACAAAAGCUAUGCGGAUGCUGCCAAAGCCGUUUCCCAGUCCUUCAAAAACCGUCCUCAACAGGCACUGGAAACUGCCAUUUGGUGGGUUGAGCAUGUGGCCAGUACGGGUGGCGCUCCUUUGAUGAAACCCAGUGCUGUCGAGAUGUCCAGAUUUGUCUAUUACUCACUUGAUUGUUAUGCGAUCGUUGGACUUGUGUUGACCAUCAUCAUUGCCCUUUUUGUAUCUCUAGUGCGUUGCAUCUGCCCCUCUAGCUCAUCCAAAAAAUCUAAAUGGGAUUGAAGCACUAAAGAUUUCUAUGUGAUUUUUUUCUAAGGACACUGUAUACGCCGAGUUUAAGUUUAUUUCUAUGUAUAAUAAAAUGUUCAAACAAACUACAAACUAA
Messenger RNA from Drosophila willistoni, 3600 nucleotides. RefSeq lists its product as uncharacterized. Gene Ontology annotation, molecular function: UDP-glycosyltransferase activity. NCBI's taxonomy places the organism in Eukaryota, Metazoa, Arthropoda, Insecta, Diptera, Drosophilidae. The record is from RefSeq and is a predicted model, not a curated record. Bases 285 to 3497 code for a protein of 1070 amino acids. The transcript is spliced from 10 exons.